UUUCAUUGAAACCCAAAUCCAAACCAACGCAACAAACACGCCAAGGAUUCACACACACAUUUUUGCAAAUCCAAAAUCUAAUACUUAUAAAUCUUCCCAACAACAACAUUAAGAAAUAAACCCAAAUUAAAUUAAAAAAUAAAUAAAAUGGAAGCCAACAACAAUGGUACCAAAAAAUCGAUUGAUGAAGAAGAGAUACAACAACAACCACUACCAGUGGAAGAAAAACCAGCCGCCAAACAACAAGACAACGUUGGCAGUGGUGGAUGGGGAUGGGGUGGUUUUUCAGCCUUUUCUGUUUUAUCAGAUCUUCAAAAAGCUGCUGAAGAAAUCACUCGCAAUGCUGCCGAGGUAGCAAAGACUGCUGCAAAUAGUAUCUCUGAGUUGCAACACGAGCUUGAAGACUCGGAAUCUUCAAAGGAGGACCGCACUGAUGCUUCUGAUAAAGAUCAAGAAAGUGAAGAUGAAGAUGAUAAGAAGCGGAAGGCUGCUCUUGAAAGACUCGAGAAAGCUAGCGAGGACACAUUCCUUGGCCAGGGUAUAAAGGCUAUCGAUACUUCUGUGGAGAAUUUUGCUACUGGAGCUUGGCAAGCAUUAGGGAAUGCCUGGAAAGAGGGUUCUAGUUUCGUUCAUAAGCUAGAGGAAUCUAUACAACAAGGUGGCAUACCUGCACCUGGUUCUGUUCUAGAGAGCGGGAGAGCUUUAACUGCUAAGGGAAUCCAAGUACUUGAGUAUGUUGGAAAAGAAACUGUUGAUCUUUUAAUCAAUGAAUCUGGCAUGGAGGUUGACAAAAAUACUGGAGAAAGUGGACACGAAGCGGAUCAACUGUUGGAGGAGGUCACAUUUGACCGAUGCUUUUACAUUUAUGGAGGUCCUGAACAGCUGGAGGAACUUGAAGCAUUAUCAAACCAUUAUGCCCUGUUAUUUAAUCGAAGAAAAGCAAAGCUAUCAACAGAAGACAAAUCUGAAUACGAUGUAAAGCUUAAAGAGGUCCAACAAAUGCUAAGUUUAGACACUGCAAGUGAAUUAGAAAAGGGAAAGAAUGUAGAGAAUGUAUCUGAUAGCACUGAUGAUGAGAUCAAGAGCUUUCAUAGCUCAAGUGUCAGCAAGGCUGCCGAAAUGGCUGCAGGCUUUGCAAACGCCCUAGCUGGACUGUCCCCAAGUGAUAUUGUUCAAAGAACUGGUGGCAGACUAGAUUCUCUUCACUCUGAGGGUGUUCAUAGACUUUCGGAAAUGUGCUGCAUUGCUGUUUCUCAACUUCUGGCGCUUGGAAAGUCAGUUAUAAAUAAUGCAAACAAAUCCCAAGAUGCUGCUGAUGAUGAGGAUAUUAUUAAAAUUGAAUGGCCAGAGGAUUCAGUUGAAAAAGCAAAAACAAUCAGGAUGAAAACACAAUCAAUGACUGGAUAUUUGGAGGCAGUUGCCAUCAGUUUCGUGACAGGAAUAUCCGAUGUAGCAGAAGCUUAUGCAGCAGCUAUAAAAUCUGCUACUGCUGACUCACCUGAAGUUGUAACAGAGAAAUCAGUUCAAGAUAAAGUGAUUUCAUUUUCUGAUGAUCUACGUGUUAAUCGGACCACUGCUGUGGGUAAAAUCCAGGAUGGCCUUCAUUUCUUGGCAUAUGUCGUUCUUUCGACUUCAAUGCCUUCUGCCUAGGUAAAACUGGAUUCUAGACUAUUUGGUGUUGUAUAUAGUUGUUGCUUUUAGUUUGGGAUUGCAAAUUCACCUUAUUAUGAUCUAUACUUGAAUCUGUACUUUUGCUAGUAACCUUGAAGACGAUCCCUUUUAAAUCGUUCUUCUCAUUUGACUUGCAAGUUGUAUACCAUCUCUAGAAUCUAUACAAUUCUUUUUCUUUUUUUAAUAAACUGCAUACUUUGAUGAGGUUAGUUUCAUGGAAA
Erigeron canadensis is the source of this 1892-nucleotide messenger RNA. RefSeq lists its product as uncharacterized. The record is from RefSeq and is a predicted model, not a curated record. NCBI's taxonomy places the organism in Eukaryota, Viridiplantae, Streptophyta, Magnoliopsida, Asterales, Asteraceae. The transcript has 9 exons. Bases 148 to 1650 code for a protein of 500 amino acids.